Molecule: messenger RNA, 572 nt
Organism: Porites lobata
Lineage: Eukaryota; Metazoa; Cnidaria; Anthozoa; Scleractinia; Poritidae
Source: the annotation of a GenBank genome assembly
AUGGGGGCUCCCAAUCUCAACCCUGAGGAGUCUUCAGAAGUCGAGGGUGUUCUGAAUACAAGUCAGGGUUCUUUGCUUGAGGUAAAUCCUGAAAAGGAGGGCUGCAUCCCUGAGACUGAGACGGGUGAGAUAAAUGUUGAUGCUGAGAUGGCUUCAGAGGUCCUAGGUACUCCUGGUGAUAAGACAGCUCUCGAGAGCCAAGGGAUUUCAGGCACUGAUGAGGUUACUGAGACCAUGCAGAUCCUGGAGGCUCAGGGAAUCGAACAGGUGCAGGAUAUGGAUGAAGUUAUGCAGAUUGAUGAAUCAUUAACGAUUCCUGAACUUGAACAGGUUUCUGUGGUAGGCGCAUAACUCUAAUUAAUGUUUAUUUGCAUCUUUGUAUUAUCAUAACAAUGGAAAACUACAUGUGCAGUUAUUUUACAACAAUACUAAAACACAAAAAUUCUAAAGUCUUGUUAUUACAGCCUGUAUUAAUGUUGAAAGUUUGUUUUUUGUAGGAUACUCCAACUGGAAAUGCUGGGAAUUGUACAACAUGCAAAACCCUGAGGAGUGAGAUGACUCGAAUCAGUUAA